Messenger RNA from Carlito syrichta (Philippine tarsier), 2859 nucleotides. It is a transcript of the gene MCAM, whose product is annotated as melanoma cell adhesion molecule. Bases 682 to 1920 code for a protein of 412 amino acids. Gene Ontology annotation, cellular component: plasma membrane. NCBI's taxonomy places the organism in Eukaryota, Metazoa, Chordata, Mammalia, Primates, Tarsiidae. Gene Ontology annotation, biological process: angiogenesis. The transcript is spliced from 16 exons. The record is from RefSeq and is a predicted model, not a curated record.
CUGCGUCCUCUUGCUCGCCAGCCUGCUGCUCCUGCUGCUCGGGCUGCUGGUGUUCCUGGAGCCGCCGAGGGGCCGGCGCCUGAGCAGUUGGAGGUGGAAGUGGGCAGCACAGCCCUUCUGAAGUGCAGCCUCUCCCAUUCCCAAGGCAACCUCAGCCAUGUGGACUGGUUUUCUGUCCACAAGGAGAAGCCAACACUCAUCUUCCGCGUGCGCCAGGGCCAGGGCCACAGUGAAGCCGGGGAGUACCAGCAUCGGCUCAGCCUCCAGGGCAGAGGGGAUACUCUGGCCCUGACUCAAGUCACCCCCCACGACGAGCGCAUCUUCCUGUGCCAGGGCAAGCGCCCUCGGUCCCAGGAGCACCGCAUCCAGCUCCAUGUCUACACCCCAGAGGAGCCAAACAUCCAGGCUAACGUCUUGGGCAUCCCUGUGAACAGUGAAGAGCCUGAGGAGGUUGCUACCUGUGUGGGGAGGAACGGCUACCCCAUCCCUCAAGUCACCUGGUACAAGAAUGGCCGGCCCCUGAAUGAGGAGAAGAACCGGGUCCACAUUCAGUCCUCCCAGAUCGUGGAGUCGAGUGGUCUGUACACCUUGCAGAGUGUCCUGAAGGCGCAGCUGGUUAAGGAAGACAAGGAUGCCCAGUUUUACUGUGAGCUCAGCUACCGGCUUCCCAGUGGGAACCACAUGAAGGAGUCUAGGGAAGUCACGGUCCCUGUUUUCUACCCGGCAGAAAAAGUGUGGUUGGAAGUGGAGCCGGUGGGAAUGCUGAAGGAAGGGGACCGCGUGGAAGUCAGGUGUUUGGCUGACGGCAACCCCCCACCCCACUUCAGCAUCAGCAAACAGAACCCCAGCACCAGGGAGGUGGAGGAGGAGACGACCAUCGAAACCGGGAUCCUGGUCUUGGAGCCCGCCCGGAAGGAGCACAGUGGGCUCUACGAAUGUCAGGGUCUGGACCUGGACACCAUGCUCUCCCUGUCGAGUGAACCUCAGGAACUGCUGGUGAACUAUGUGUCUGAUGUCCGAGUGAGUCCCGAAGCCCCCGAGAGCCCGGAAGGCAGCAGCCUCACCCUGACCUGUGAGGCAGAGAGUAACCAGGUCCUCGAGUUCCAGUGGCUGAGGGAAAAGACAGGCCAGGUGCUGGAAGAGGGGCCCGUGCUCCGGUUAUCCAACCUGCAACGGGAGGCAGGAGGAGGAUACCGCUGUGUGGCAUCUGUGCCCCGCAUACCUGGCCUGAACCGCACACAGCUGGUCCACGUGGCCGUUUUUGGGCCCCCGUGGAUGGCAUUCAAGGAGAGGAGGGUGUGGGUGAAAGAGAGUGCAGUGGUGAAUCUGUCUUGUGAAGCGUCAGGACAUCCUCGGCCCACCAUCUCCUGGAAUGUCAAUGGCACGGCGAGUGAACAAGACCAAGAUCUGCAGUGUGUCCUGAGCACCCUGAGUGUCCUUGUGACCCCAGAGCUGUUGGAGACAGGCGCUGAAUGCACGGCCUCCAACUCCCUGGGCAAAAACACCACCGUCAUCUUCCUGGAGCUGGUCAACUUAACUACCCUCACACCAGAUUCCAACAAAACCACUGGCCUCAGCACUUCCACUGUCAGUCCUCAUGCCAGAGCCAACAGCACCUCCACAGAGAAAAAGCUGCGCGAGGCGGAGAGCAAGGGCGUGGUCAUCGUGGCCGUGAUAGUGUGCAUCCUGGUCCUGGCAGUGCUGGGCGCGGUCCUCUAUUUCUUCUACAAGAAGGGCAAACUGCCGUGUGGGCGGUCGGGCAAACAGGAGAUCACGUUGCCCCCGUCUCGUAAGAACGAAUAUGUAGUUGAAGUUAAGUCAGAUAAGCUCCCAGAAGAGAUGGGCCUCCUACAGGGCUGCAACGGUGACAAGAGGGCUCCAGGAGACCAGGGAGAGAAAUACAUCGAUCUGAGGCAUUAGCCACCGAAUCACGUUCAGCUCCCUUCCUGCCUGGAACUCCCGGCUCCCUGCUCACUCUUCUCCCAGCCAAAGCCUCCAAAGGGACUACAGAAAAGAUCCUUGCUCACUUGCAGACCUCCUUUCCGAAGACCAUCAGGCUAGAAGGACCACUCUUGGCCCCCGAGGCCUCCUUUUCAGGGACCAAUCCACCACCGUCUCCAUGUGUUGAGUGAAGCUCAUCUCAAGGAGGGGGGCCUCAGUCUCCCAAGAGUGGGCAGGAGUUUCUUGCAGAGCGUGUUUUCUCUUUACACAUAUUAUGGCUGUAAAUACCUGUCUUCUACCAGCAGCUGAAUGGUUGCCUCUCUGAGCCAGUUUCUUGCUCAGAAGGCUGACUCCAGUCAUCCGCUGCACCACUGAGGCCAGGAUGCGCCCAAGCCCAGGUGCCUGCUCCCUAUUCAAGUAUGUUGUUCACAUGGGCUGAGAGUUCCCCGGCAGCGUCUAGAAGCAGCUGUGGUGUUGCUGCUGCCACCUUCCUGUCUGCCUCUGUGGAGUCUCCUAUGACAUUUUUCCUUUGGCCCAAGCCAGGAAUUGGUGUCAUUCCUUAAAAGAUACGUCCCUGCAGUGAGGAAGCUGGGCGCUGUUUUCAAGUGAAGGCAAAUGGUCCAAGGCCCCCUUGUAACUCACAUGGCUCCCACUGCCCUUCCGAGGGCUCCUGGAAGACUGAAAGGUGGGGUAGUGGGCAAAGAUGAGGUCCAGACCGUCCUUUAUACAGAUUCCAGCUGUUCUAUUAGAACCAAACUUCUACAACCAAGCUCACGGGCCAGACUCUAGAAGGGCCCAGAUGGGAGAAUGGUACUUAGGGGUAAAAAAUGGAACUGCUAGAGCUUUGGUGUGUGUGUAUCUGUGUGUGUGUGUAUAUAUAUAUAUAUAUAUAUGGUUUUGUUAGGUUGUGUGUAAAUU